UAGAAAGGUAUAAAAGGAGCUGCAGAGCUAGAGGCUAGCCAGACAGCCCAGGGAGGAAUUUGCCCUGAAUAGUGAAUGGUGACACCUUGUCUUACUGUCUUACUUCGAGCUCCCAUUGCUGGAAUCCCAUCCAGCCUCCAGCUUCCAGGGGCUUCCAGGACCUGACCUUGCUCCUCCAGUAUCCCUGCAAACCCCAAGUCCCUUUCCAGGUUGCUGCUUACUUGGCAGAGAUGAGGUCCAGGCUUCUGCUUUCUGUGCCCCACCUGCCCACAAUUCGGGAGGCCUCAGAAGAGAUACUGCCGGGGUCUGGGCAGGAACCGCCAGCCUCCCCGAGCCUGGAUGACUAUGUGAAGUCCAUCUGUCAUCUGGCACAGCCCACCUCCAUUCUGGAAGAGGGUGCAACUAUGACCGGAUCCAAGAGAGCACAGUGGCCAGCCAGGUCCUGUGAGAAGAGCUGCCCCACUGCUUCCCUAAGGGACAUCAGCACCUGCCUCAACUGCCAGCAGCGUGACCUGCUUGGGGUCAGCACUGGUGACCCCCUGGACUGGCUCUUUGGGGCAUCUCAGGAAAAGCAGACAAGUCAGAGAGACACUCUGAAAACUGGUCCAUCUGCUCAUCCUUGGGGUCUGUUCAGAAAGAUGGACAGUAGAAAGGUCCAGGGGACCCCCAAAGGGAAGCUCUCUGAUGGCAGGGUACCAAGGAACUCUCUGGAAAGUCCUUCUAGGAACUGGAACCAGGACUCAAAGGCUUUCAAGCAGCCUGGCAGAGCUGCAGCCUCCCAUUCCAGCAACUCCCACCCCAAUAGCAUCCUCAGAACUCUCUAUCUGCACCUCCCGGUGAUCUAUGAACUGUGACCUCUUCCUAAUAAAUACUUUUGUAAAGAA
Messenger RNA from Erinaceus europaeus (western European hedgehog), 884 nucleotides. RefSeq names its product DEPP autophagy regulator 1 (gene DEPP1). The transcript has 2 exons. Bases 231 to 854 code for a protein of 207 amino acids. Gene Ontology annotation, biological process: regulation of autophagy. Lineage: Eukaryota; Metazoa; Chordata; Mammalia; Eulipotyphla; Erinaceidae. Gene Ontology annotation, cellular component: mitochondrion. The record is from RefSeq and is a predicted model, not a curated record.